Carassius gibelio (silver crucian carp) is the source of this 3493-nucleotide messenger RNA. RefSeq names its product USP6 N-terminal-like protein. The transcript has 14 exons. The coding region runs from base 156 to 2465 and encodes 769 amino acids. Lineage: Eukaryota; Metazoa; Chordata; Actinopteri; Cypriniformes; Cyprinidae. The record is from RefSeq and is a predicted model, not a curated record.
AGCGAAACUGCGCGUGCGCUCGUGUUCUCACGCUCGGAUCAGUCAGAGUAAAACUGGAGUCUCGUCUGUCCACGCUGAGCGGUUUCACUAUGAACACGCAUGUUAUUUACUAACAGCCUGAGCAGCGCAGAGCGUCUGUUUUCAAAGAUUUUGAAAUGAAGAAGGACAUUGAUACUCUAAUAGCGGAAGAACGGGCUGAGAUCAUCAGAAAAUAUGAGAAGGGCAGGCAGGAGGGUGUGCACAUUAACCCAUGGGAGGAUGCAGACUACAGCAUCUACAAGGUCACGGACCGCUUCGGUUUCCUGCAUGAAAAGGAACUGCCAACACCGACCGCGGCGGAGGAGAAGUAUAAACUCCAGGAGGUUGAAAGGGAGGAAAAAUGGGUUAAGAUGGUGAAAAGUUGGGACAAAUACUGCACAAGUGAAAAGAUGAUGAAGCGGGUAUACAAGGGGAUUCCCUUAAAGCUGCGCGGUCAGGCCUGGGCUCUGCUGCUGGAUGUGAAAAAUGUGAAAGAAGCGAAUUACAGGAAAUACGAGACAAUGAAGGAACAAGCCAAGAAGUAUUCAACAGAAAUUAAGCAGAUUGACCUGGAUGUCAACAGGACUUUCAGAGACCAUAUCAUGUUCAUGGAACGCUUUGGGGUCAAACAGCAAGCCCUGUUCAAUGUGCUGGCAGCGUAUUCAGUCUACAACACGGAAGUGAGCUACUGUCAGGGCAUGAGUCAGGUCGCUGCCAUUCUGCUCAUGUACAUGAAUGAGGAAGAUGCAUUUUGGGCUUUAUCACAGCUACUGACCAAUCAGAAACAUGCCAUGCAUGGAUUCUUCAUCCCGGGGUUUCCCAAACUCCACCGUUUUCAGGUUCAUCAUGACCAAAUACUGUCCAAACUCCUUUCCAAACUGAGGAAACACUUGGAAAAGGAACAGAUGUCCACUGGUAUCUACACAACCAAAUGGUUCCUUCAGUGUUUUAUUGACAGGACACCCUUUACACUCACCCUGCGUCUUUGGGACAUCUACAUAUUAGAAGGAGAAAAAGUUCUAACCGCCAUGGCCUAUACGCUCCUCAAAUUGCACAAAAAGUGUCUUCUGAAGAUGUCUCUGGAGGACCUGAGGGAGUUUCUGCAGGAGCGUAUUGCUUCUUCCUUCAACAUGAGCGAUGAUGCAGUGAUUGAGCACCUACAGUCGUCUAUGUCAGAACUCCGCAGGAUGAAGCUUGACCUUCCUCCUCCAGCCAAGGGAGAUGAGUUCCCAAAGAUACCCCUGGGCGAAGAACGUCCAAUAGAACUGCUUCCAGUAAACAAGACGGAGUGUGUACCCUUACCACCAUCAGCACACAACAAUCAAAACUCAACAAAGCCUCAGACAGAAGGCAACACCACCUACAAGCAGAGCAACGAAAAACAAAUCCCUACCAUUACCUCAUCCAAUUCCCCACUUUCAAAGCACACCCACUUAAAUUCCAACUCUUUAUUGUCACAAGCUACUCCUGAAGAACCAGGAACCACAGUGAAGGAUGAAGCCAGUGCACCUGUACAAAGACCAGAUAAUUUACUACACCCAGAAUCUGCACCGCUUUCAGCAGAGACUCUUUCGUUGAAAAAUGAAUGUGUUAGUAGACCCCUAUCAGCGGUGUCUGACGAUUGGCUUCCUCCAUACCAACCACCCAUAACAGAUUCAUCCAGUAUCCACUCUUUGAAUCUCCAAGAAUUACCCCCUCCACCUCCUCCCUGUACCGAAGAAGAGGAUGAGCUUUCACCUCCGGAGGAGGAUGUCCCAUUUUGCCUUGCUCCAGCUCCACCACCAAAUACCCAACCAUUGGAUCUCAUUGUAGAAGAUCCAUUUUCGUCACCUUCCUCGUUUAAAUCCUAUCGCCAGCUAAACAAGUUUCCGGUCAACUUUUAUGUGCCACCAUCACCAGGUGACCGGAGACCUUCGUAUUACGACAACCUCUCAGAAGAGGAGCAUCAGUCUGUGGAGAGGAUGCUGGAGAUGGCGGCCACAGCACCACAAAACUCAGACUUGAGUCUCAUGAACACCACCCUUCCCCUUCCUCCAGAAGAUGCCAUGUCUCUUUCUCUACCGCCCCCAUCUAUGUUCUUCUACACGCCCGACUCUUCGCCACUUCCCCCACCUCCUUCAUGCAUUGAGGAGGCAAACAGUUGGGGGUCUUCAGACUGCAUUUUUUCCCAACCACCUAUUGACUUUGCAGAUAAACCCAUCCUCGUAUCUUCAGUCCCAUGCAAUCAUGUGGUUCCAAACCAGACUGAUCAAGUUAAUAGCCAGUCACAGCUCCCAAGACUACCGCCCAAAAAAUCACGACCCAAUCAGGUGGUUUCAAACCAGACUGAUCAAGAUAGGAGUCAGUCCCAGCUCCCAAGACUACCGCCCAAAAAAUCACGACCCACAAUGGUUUCUCCUGUACACUCCAAUUCAGACUUCUGUCAAAUGCAUGUUUCAAGUCAUUAGUUGCUGGAGUCACACUUAAGUAGUGUGAACUGAAGGCAUGUUUCUAUCGUUUGGACUUUUGUGUUUCGAUGAUAUCAAGUGAACGUAUUUCAAACUUUUAGAUGUUGCAAUGUGUCAUAUACAUGACAGAUCUAAACAGAAUGCUAGAAUGUGUUUUAUCAGUGUGCCAUUCAAAUUUUGUGUGUUGGAAUCCCCCUUUCUAAGGUGAAACAUUUAUAGUUGUAGCAGUUUUCAGAAGAACCAUUUAGCUAGUUGAGCAACCAGUCUUCCAGGUAGUCGUCAUGUGGUUUGAAAUGAAAUGAAAUCCGUUUACUGAGUUACUGAUAUUUCCACUGGUCACCACAAAAUACGUGACAGUGACCAUUAUUUUGUUUGUUUCUGUUGUUUUAUGGGAGAUAUUACGUUCCCCGCAAUUUGAUCAGUUGUUAUUUCUUUAAGUUUCUUUAAGUUUGUAUUUUAUUUUAUUUUUUUAUAUAUCUUGGUGCAAUUGUUUUCUUUUUAAACUUUGGUUAUUUUAUGAAAAUGCAUCUAACGAUGCACAUUAAAUAUGGAGAUGUUGUGGAAAUGUAAACAAGGAUCUUACCACACUGACAUGUGUUCCCUGAUUACAUUGAAAGGUUUUUCAGUAGUCUCUGAUUUGCUCAAAAAGUAAAUUUAAAAAAAGGAAACCUGUAAACCUUAUUGCUGUAUACUGCCCUAUUGUGCCAUCUUGUGGGAGAUGAUGAAGCACAGCUUGGUCAAAAAUUAUAUACUGGGAAAUACAGCCACCACAAUGAAUGUUUAAAUGAAGAAACUGUAUAUUCAGGGUCAUUGUAUGGCUUUGCUGUGUAAUUGUAUAUAGAACAGGUUUGAUUUGCACUUUGUUGUUUGUAUUAAGAGCUUAUAUUUAAUUGCAUUUAUAUUAUGCUUCUCAGGUUAAAUGGUCUUGAUGAUCAGUUUGUUUAAACUUUUAAACAGUUUAAUGUUUGAACUUUGUUCACUUGACUUAUUUGAUUAACAACUAAAACUUUUGUUUUUGUUACAACAAA